Neodiprion fabricii is the source of this 2328-nucleotide messenger RNA. RefSeq names its product fatty-acid amide hydrolase 2-A. The record is from RefSeq and is a predicted model, not a curated record. Bases 670 to 2328 code for a protein of 552 amino acids. Lineage: Eukaryota; Metazoa; Arthropoda; Insecta; Hymenoptera; Diprionidae. The transcript has 9 exons.
UCAUUUAUGAAUACCUCACUCAACCUUCUGACAAACGCAUGUACGAAUGGCGUAAAUGAUAAAUUCAAAUAACUAGAUUCAAAAACCAAACACGCUGUUUUAACUUAUUUUACGUCUUACCUCUCCAGCACGAACCUUAAAAUCGAUAGAAUAUUGUUAAAAAAAAAUCCCCACAACGCUUCACAAAUACUAGGAAUGUGCAAUUUCUCCAUAAAUUUCAAGUAAUGUUUGACCUUGAGCCAUGAUGCUACGAAAAAGUAACGUUGGCUCGUAUCAAUAGAAGGAACUGAGGGUAGAGGGAUUGAGUCGUGACGUCAUUCAUUCAUGCAGCAAACGAAUGUUUUCCUGCAUGCUUAUUGUAUUUUUCUUGUACACCGAAUCAUACGAAAUUAUCGUUGGCAUUUAACUCAUCAUUUAAACCAAAACCAGUGUUUCUAUUUACAUCAAAUCGUAAACUUCUUAAUGUAUACUUGCACGUAAAAAUAAAUAAACCGGAAUACCCUAACCGGGCGGCACCUUCGCGUUUAGAUCAGUUUGUUAUGCACACUGUACGUGUACUCGAGUCACGAUGCGUGUCGAUGGAACGUUGAUGUCAUUUGUUUCAUUGUUUGAAUCAGGCAUACCGUCUGCGUAGUGAAGAAGAGGGGCAGUAAAUUCACAAAAUUUAAGAUGUCAAGCAAAAACAGAAAGGAAAAGCCAAAAAUGAAACCAAUAAUUCAAGUUGUCAACCUUUUCCACCGGGUUGUCGAGUUGAUAGCAAGUGGAGUGUUCAGCUUGAUUGCGUAUUUCUGUCAUCCUAAGGAAUGUCAACCUCCGAUAAAGAACCGUAUCUUGUUGUACAGUGCCUCGACUUUAGCUGCUCAGAUCAGGCAACAAGAGAUCACUUCGGAAGAAGUAGUUCAAGCCUACAUAGAUAGAAUUAACGAAAUUCAACCAAUCUUAAAUUGCGUCGUCGAAGGUCGUUUUGAAGAGGCACUAGAGGAAGCUCGAAAAUGCGAUAAAAUGCUGAGAUCGUCAAACGCACCAUCCAUCAAAGUUUUAACAAUGGAGAAACCGUUUCUUGGAGUGCCAUUUACGACAAAGGACUGUAUUGCUAUUGCGGGAAUGAAACAGACCGCUGGAUUAGUUGUUCGUAAAAAUACAGUAUCUGAUAGAGAUGCGGAGACUGUAAAAUUAAUGAGGGCUGCUGGUGCUAUACCUAUUGCUAAAACUAACGUUUCUGAGUUGGCCAUGUGGUGGGAGAGCAGCAAUUGCAUAUACGGAACAAGUAGGAACCCCUACAACACAAGGCACAUUGUUGGAGGUUCGUCUGGCGGUGAAGGUGCUUUGAUAGCAGCAGCAGGUUCACCAUUUGGAAUUGGUUCGGAUAUUGGAGGGUCGAUACGUAUGCCUUGUUUUUUCAAUGGUAUUUUUGGACAUAAGACGACAAGGGGGGUUGUUUCAAAUGAGGGUCAAUAUCCGAGUCCUCAUCAUGAAGAACAGGACGUUCUUCUCAGCCUUGGUCCGAUGUGCAGAAAUCCGUUUGACUUGAUUCCUAUGCUCAGAGUAUUAGCUGGAAAGAAUGCCAGUAUGCUUAAUCUAGAUAGUAAAGUGGAUCUUUCCAAAUUGAAGAUUUAUUAUAUGGAAGAUGAUGGUGGGCAGCUAUUGGUGAGCCCAGUUGAGCCUGAAAUAAAAGAGGCAAUGUAUCGCGUCAUUGAUUACUUCGCCAGAGUUCACAAGGUGAAGGCAAAAAAAGUAGAUUUAAAAAAGAUGAAAAAGAGUACUGACCUCUGGUUGGCAAACAUGAGUACAAAGGAUGCGAGAGGAUUUGCAUAUGAAUUGUCCAACCGGACAGGAGUGCUGAAUAUAUGGUGGAAGUUGGCUCAAUGGUUCACCUUUAUGGGCCCUCAUACAUUGAUCGCAUUGAUCACUGUACUAGUUGAAAGUUUCGGAAUUAAAUUCGGGAGCGAAAAACAUACGAAACUUAUUCAGCAAAGUAGAGAUCUUUAUCUAGAGUUUAAGGACAUGCUAGACGACGGCGGCAUAUUUUUAUAUCCCACACAUCCCACCGCAGCGCCGAUGCAUCAUGAGCCACUGAUCAAACCAUUUAAUUUUUCUUAUACUGCAAUUAUCAACGUCUUGGGUGUGCCUUCAACAGCUUGCCCAUUGGGUCUUAAUCAAAACGGUCUUCCUAUUGGUAUACAGGUUAUUGGCGGUAUGUAUCAAGAUCAUUUAACCCUUGCUGUCGCGGAAGAAAUUGGACGAGCAUUUGGUGGGUGGGUUCCACCGCCGCUUAUCGAAAACGGUGCGACGAUCGAAGUUCCAACAGAUAUUGCACUGUAUACAUGA